Messenger RNA from Emericellopsis atlantica, 1279 nucleotides. Its product is annotated as integral membrane protein DUF106-domain-containing protein. Lineage: Eukaryota; Fungi; Ascomycota; Sordariomycetes; Hypocreales; Bionectriaceae. Gene Ontology annotation, cellular component: EMC complex; membrane. The record is from RefSeq and is a predicted model, not a curated record. Gene Ontology annotation, biological process: protein folding in endoplasmic reticulum. The coding region runs from base 221 to 1006 and encodes 261 amino acids. The transcript has 4 exons.
GCCUGUAUAAGUGAAGGGUUCGUGGGGCCGCGGGCGCGUCGUGUGGAAAGCUGUCAUUUGCAGGGGUAAGCUAAGGUUAGUCAGCGUACUUUAGCCGCCUCCGCCGACGACGACGGGGUGCAGCUUCAGCAACGUCCCCUCGAAACAGUUCCGCACCAUCGCCAGAUCCAAAUUCAACUCGCAGCCAGAAUUCCCGCCGCCUGCCGAUCGAAUCGCAAAAAUGGCCGACAUACCUGUGCAGACCCUUCACAGGGAUCCCCAGCUCUUUUACUGGAUUCUGAUUCCUAUCACGAUUGUCAUGGUCCAGACCGGUGUCCUGCGUCACUACGCCUCUGUCCUCCUCCAGACGGCCCCGAAAAAGCAGGACGCCCCGGCCAUGCGUGAACAGCGAUCCCUCGGUCGCGGCGUAGCACUCCGCUCCAACUACCAUUCUCUCUCCAAGAAGUCGUUUGAGAGCCGUCGCGACUACCUCAUCUCGGCCUACGAGAAUGGCGAUUUCUUGAAGGAGCCUGAGAAGAAGGGCCAGCCCCCAGCGAACCCCAUGUCGGACCCCGGUGCUAUGGACGGCAUGAUGGGCAUGAUGAAGAACAAUAUGGCCAUGAUGAUCCCAAACACCCUGAUCAUGAGCUGGAUCAACGCCUUUUUCAGCGGCUACGUAACCAUGAAACUCCCGUUCCCAUUGACCAUCAAGUUCAAGAGCAUGCUUCAGGCAGGCGUGCAGACGAAGGACAUGGAUCCCAGAUGGAUGUCUAGCAUCAGUUGGUACUUCUUGUGCAUCUUUGGUCUUCAGUUUGUCUACGUCUUCCUCCUGGGUAACGACAACGCUGCCAGUCAGCUCAACCAGCAGAUGCAGGCCCAGCAAAUGCCAAACCCCAUGAUGGGUGGUCCUGGCCAAGACCCCGACAAGCAAUUCAAGGCUGAGGCCGAGAACCUGGCCGUGGUGGACCACUAUUCUGUCCUGGACGACGUCGAGGGCCGUCUCCUGGCGAGUCUGAAGAAGGCGUAGAACAUAGGCCAAACAUAAAUAGAUCGGCUUUCCCGUCCGCUCCACGUUCAUUAACCGUCCCACCAUAGACAAACACCUAGCCCAUCGGCCGCCAUACUCCCCUUGAGCUUGUACGGCGUUUUUAGUGCUGCAUCCUCCGCUUGUGUUGGACCCGCCGGUGUUUGGUCGUGCCAUUCCUCGUCUAUCACCUGGAACCUGACCAUCUCGUGAUUGUCGUAGUAAAGCCGCUCGUUCUCAUCCAGGUUCCACACCCAGAGCUGCUCACUCACGUUG